Triplophysa rosa is the source of this 1502-nucleotide messenger RNA. RefSeq names its product pirin (gene pir). The transcript has 9 exons. Gene Ontology annotation, biological process: monocyte differentiation. NCBI's taxonomy places the organism in Eukaryota, Metazoa, Chordata, Actinopteri, Cypriniformes, Nemacheilidae. The record is from RefSeq and is a predicted model, not a curated record. Gene Ontology annotation, molecular function: quercetin 2,3-dioxygenase activity. Gene Ontology annotation, cellular component: nucleus. The coding region runs from base 285 to 1154 and encodes 289 amino acids.
CACCUUUAAAUAAACCGAACCAACUGGGACUGUGAUCAUCUGUGCAGGAAGUAAAAACAAAGCGCAAACGAGUCAACGACAACAUAUACAAACACCUGUCACAUCUUUAGAUUAGUAUAAAUGCACUGCACAUUGCUGUACAGAGACAGUACAAUACAUGCGAUUUCGAUUCGCAAAUCUUGCUAUUGACUAACGUUACCUCUGGUGCAAGCUGAGUAAAGCAAAUUGUUAAAGGGAAAUAUAGUUACAAUUUGUAUUAUAAAAAGAUCGAGAAGGAACCAAUAAUGAUCAGGAGAGUUUGUAAGGCUGUUUUGAGUGUCGAGCAGACUGAAGGUGUCGGGGCUCGAGUUCGCAGGAGUAUUGGCAGGAGAGAGUUGAAAAACCUUGAUCCUUUCUUGAUGCUUGAUGAAUUCAAUAUCGCAAAACCAGCAGGGUUUCCUGAUCACCCUCACCGUGGAUUUGAGACGGUGACGUAUUUGUUAAGUGGAGUAACAGCUCAUGAAGAUUCCUGUGGUCAUAGUGGGACAUUAGAACCUGGAGACCUACAGUGGAUGACUGCAGGGCGCGGGGUGAUUCACGCUGAGAUGCCCGUGUCCGACGGACGCAUUCAUGGCAUUCAGCUUUGGGUGAAUCUGAAGAGUGCAGAUAAGAUGGUGGAGCCUCAGUACCAGGAGCUAAAGGGCAAAGACAUUCCCAAACCAAGUAAAGACGGAGUCACAGUAACUGUGAUUUCAGGGGAAGCCCUUGGAGUAAAGUCUAAGAUUUACACGAGAACUCCGACAAUGUAUCUCGACUUUAAACUGAAGGAAGGUGCAAAGCACAUGCAGCCUGUACCCAAAGGUUGGACAGCUUUCAUCUACACCCUUGCAGGUUCUUUAUGCACUGGACCAGAUGAUGAUUUGCAGACAAUUGAGCCACACCAUACAGUGUUUUUUGAAGACGGCGAUUACGUCAGUGUGGAAAACAAGGAAGCUGAUGAGUCUCACUUUGUUUUGAUUGCUGGUGAGCCUAUUAAAGAACCUGUGGUUCAGUAUGGGCCCUUUGUCAUGAACACACAGGAAGAGAUUGAUCAGACCAUCAGAGAUUACCAAUCGGCUACAAAUGGAUUUGAAAGAGCAAAAGUUUGGCAAUCAAAGAUUGGUCGAAGGUUUUGAAUUGUUUUUAAAGAUCCUUAAUAUAUUUUUUGUUACUGUGCCUUAAAAUUGAUAUACACCUGUACAGUGGCUCUAAAAAACAUAAUGUAGAAACGAGUGAGCUCUAGACGCAAGUGGAGGUUAAAUGUUACUUAUAGAUAACUCCUGAUGCAUUUUAAAAUGAAUCUGUUGUCUAGCGUUUUACUUGAAACUAUUGUAUUCUGUUUAGUUGUUUGUUAUAAUUAUUUUCUUGGUAAUUAUCUAUGUAAUUAUCCAAGUUGUUUGGUCUUAACUUUUAUUUCAAAUCUAUUGUAUAUUUUAUCUCAUCAAGAUCAUUACCUCUGGCUGUUUACAUUGUAUCUGACCACA